Molecule: messenger RNA, 4144 nt
Organism: Baudoinia panamericana UAMH 10762
Lineage: Eukaryota; Fungi; Ascomycota; Dothideomycetes; Mycosphaerellales; Teratosphaeriaceae
Exons: 1
Coding region: 442-4002 (1186 amino acids)
Molecular function (GO): protein binding
Source: RefSeq, a predicted model, not a curated record
CGACUGCGACCAGAUUACGAUGUCGAGCUUCAGUCGCGAUAUGGGAUCGAUGUGGUAUGGUGGGGGCAGUGUUUAGGUAAGAUCUCAGAGCAUAGCUCUCGAGUAUUAGACCGUAAGGCAAGCUAUUCGUCUCAUUCAAUCCGUCCAAGCGUUGCCCACAGGCAUACUGCUGCGCCCUCGUGCUUCCUCAAUAUGACUGCGAUGUUGCCUGCAGCAGCCUCAACUACCUCAUUGCUCUCAUGACUCCGACCACCAAGGAAGUAUAUCUCUCAGCUUAAGUGGAUCAGCACCUGGACGCAAGACCCUAGUCUCUGGCCUGCAUUGCUCGGAAGACCAAACACAAGGGCUGAAGCACAACAAAAGCAGCACUCUGUUACACAACUGCUCCAAAAAGGCUGCUCUAGGUUGUGUAUUCGACAAGCCUAGCAAGGCCGACCUACUAUGCCAGAACAACCCAUCUUCGCGUCCCUGAACGGCGCGGCCAUUUACGCGGCUACCGCUGCCGCAGAAGAUUUUGUCUUUGAUGCGAAGCCGAACGCCAAUGCUAUCGCACGUCGAAGUGUUUCCAUCUUCAGCAGGCGAGGGACGGAGGUUCCGGAGCCCAGCCCGCCCUUUAUUGCUCAAGCAGCGAUAAAGACCCAGCAGCCCGGAAAGCAGAUGACGGAAAGGCAAAAGAGCUGGAUCAGUCGAAGACGGAGCGUUGGCGGGCCCAUGAGCCCGGUCAAGGCAAAGUCUGAGACGAAGAAACUCAGAGGCACCAUUCUUAUGGCCGUUCCAGCAGCCAAAACAAUCCAGAUGACGACGCUCGAAGAAGAAAUGGCAACGAGCCCGAACGAGGAGAUCCUCUCGGCUGUUAGCGGGCAUAGCACAGCUCGCAAUGUCACUGCAUCACACCCAACUCUGCCUUCCCCGUCGCCAGAGUCACCUCGAGGAUCUUUCGACAGCAGUCCAGUAAGGUUAGCUCAACGCACGAGAAGCGAGAGGAGACAGGACACAACGGAUAGGAUUGGCAUGUGGGCGAAUGGUGUUGCACAGUGGGAUGACCAGCUCAAUGUCAGGACCAUCCAGCACAAUCAGUGGGUCGAAGAGGUAAUCAGAGGGGAGACUGGGUUCAGUCCUGUGCACUGCAGACCAACCGUGGACGUGCAGGCAUCGUCGCGAGUGCGACCGACACUGUCUCUGUCAAUUCCUUCGCGCAAGGAGCCAAAGCCAGGUAUGGCCCACGCUACCAAGGCCGCUCAAGGGAACAUCCAGAGGCCCAUCAUCUCAGUCCCUCCCACGAGCAUCCUAUCUAAGUUCAACAUCGCCACGCCUGCAAUCACCAUACAGGCGCCCAAAGACGGCAAUGAUGCAUCUUCAGUAACCUCGAUCCAAGCAACGCCACCGUCAACAGAGAUGUCGGAAGGCGAUCAGAUGAACGUCGUGGGCUCGCCGGAGUGUCACAAGCCAAUGACCUCACGACAUUCUUCUUCAACUUUCAGCUCCACACCCGAGGAGCAGCACAGCGAUGGCGAAAGCAGUGUCACCAGCAAGGGCACCUCAGCGACGAGCGUUGAUGCCGCGGCCCUCGCAAUCCCAAAGAAGAGCAGUAAGCGACUCUCGGGACGCGUGCUCUCCGCCAGGGUCACUCCUCGCGAAUCAUUCGAAUCCUCCGACCAGGACAUUGCAUGCGUUGACCUCAACAAGCCUCUUCCGCCAAGCCCUAUACCCGUCCCUGCGCGUAUUGCGCCCUCCGCGCCGCAAACCAGGGGGGCUCACAAGCGAGCGAGGUCUGUACUUGGUGACACCAAGUCCCUGUCAAACACCACCGUGACAUCACUGUGUCCCGCAACACCACGCAUUCUCAAGACCCGAUCAAUGUCUCACCUCGAUGAGCUUGAUGCGCAAUUCAUGAUGACGUCGCCGUACCCUCACAUGCGCCCGGGUCAAGCACUUGGCUCUGACUGCUCGACCACGGAUGGGGAGGCUGAGCCGCUGACGCCUCCAAUGACUCAAGCGGAAAACGGUGCCAAGUUCCAGCUCUGCUGUGUAGCGGACGACGUCUUCACCGAGGGCUUAGCUGGAAAAGGAGCUUAUGAAGACAAGCCUGGAAGCAUCGAUGCUCUUCCCGAGAGAUCGACGUCCAUGCAGCGCAAUGAGAGCGUACAUAGUGUCAUGCAACCACCCGAACGUGCGCCCACUGUGCCACGAAGAAGCCGGAAGCGGCACUGGCGGGGAUCCAAGGUCAGGCAAGCUAACAAUUCGAUGGAGCCCCGAAGAAGAAGUUCAGAAACCAAGCUGGCCGUACCUUCUACCGCGGAUGACUGCGAUCAGAUACCUACAUUCGCGGCAAUCUACCGCAGCCCAAGCGCACCGACUCUCACCGGAGAUGCUCAGGUAGACAGCAGCGCGUCACAUGGUCUCGGCAUUAUGAUCGAUGAUGGCCUUGUGGUCACCAAGGGUCCCAGAGUUGUGUCAGCGGACGACAGAGAGGAGAGGGGCCUUGCGGCCGCAUACGCCGAAGACGUAUUGCUCAACAUCCUCUCCUCACUGCGAUGCAUGGACGACCUUUUCAACACUGCUCUGAUCAACAAAGGCAUGUACCGUGUGUAUAAGGAGAAUGCGCUACAGCUGCUUCGCACUGUGGCGUUCAACAAGUCGCCUGCGGCGUGGGAGUUCCGCGAGUGGUGUCCGCCGGAUCGCAACCCUUCCGAUUCCAGCAGCAAAGCAUCUUCGCAGCUUGAGCAUACGCCUGUAUCCUACAUGCGCUGUUACCGCCGCGAUGUGGUGGUUAUCGAGUCGCUGAAGGCGCUGAUGGUGAAGCACUGUCACACUUUUGUUCGACGCGAAACGGUCUUCGCGAUCUCCACACCAACGCAUCCACAUGCACAGCGCUUCAACGAUGCUUUCUGGCGCAUCUGGUGCUUCUGCAAGAUCUUUGGGUACCAGAAGGGUCGUGAAGACGACGUAACCGGCCAACUGGAUUGGCUGAAGGGCGGCCUGUUGGCGGACAACCAGGGAUGUGUGGCGACGGUCAACACGAACCUGGACUUCGACAUGGGUAGCAUACUACUCAACGCGCCUGACCAUUUUGCGAAGGGCAACGUUGAUGGCUUGAGUUCGCAGCAGCUUUACGACCUCACCGAGAUUUGGCAAUGCUUGACGGCUCUGCUUCAAGGUUACCUUGGUCACACCGACUUAGCUAGAGACGCCGGUGUCUUCGACGACUGCACAAAAAUCGAAGCAGGAGACGUCGUGAGGGAGGAGCAGACGCUUGAAGAGUGGUGCUAUUACCUACUCACGCUGGGUCCCGCCGUUGUGCUCCAAAUGGCCGAGCAUGCAACAACCAGUCCCGCCGCUGGAUUCACGUCGGCCAAGGUGAACGGCUGGACCAGGUGGACUGCUACGACCCACAGUGGUAGUCGCGGCACCUUCUUCAGAGAGCCUGUGUCUCGGCUGUAUGAAGAGCGCAUCACAGCUGCCGUGGCACAGAACCCUUGCGAGCAGGAGAAAAAAGACAUGAGCCGGAAGCGUGUCGCCAGUCUUGCCGCUGAGAUUCGCCUCCGCAGACAGUCUAGCAGCUAUAAGCGCUCGCCGUAUAUCGACAUGCACACGGAACGUUCCAUGAGCGUGCUGUCACGCCGAACCAGCUCCGUGGAAGCCGUGGGCGCGCAAGCCUACAACGGCAUGAUGUCGCCGCUAUCCUCAGCACAAUGCUGCUCGCCAGCUACAAUGUCGCCAUGCACGCCAAGCGUCCCGCGACCACAGAUACAAUAUAUCAAUUCUCCGUGGCAGGUGCGCAAGAUCUCGCCAAUCAUUGAGGAACGAGUCGAGAACUUCAACAGAUUGUCAUUGCAAUGCUUGGCUGGGGUCGCAGAAGGUACCAGCGAGCAUGCAGUCAACAAGAUUGUCGAUAUGGGUUUCACAGCGGCCCAAGCAAAGCACGCUCUUAGGAUUACAGAUAUGGGUGACGGACUUCGGGUAGAUCGUGCCGUGGAUCUGUUGAUCAGGCAGAAGGCGUAAGGUGGUUCAGCGUUGCUCGGCGAUCUAUAACGGAGUUGCGAUGAUUAACGAUACCCAAGAUAGCCAGCGUAGUAUUGUCUUCUCUACCGCAGUAAUCGAACAGCUUCCGUCUCGACGGUGACAAUGAUCGAUAGCAUUGAUG